Molecule: messenger RNA, 6185 nt
Organism: Sander lucioperca (pikeperch)
Lineage: Eukaryota; Metazoa; Chordata; Actinopteri; Perciformes; Percidae
Product: arf-GAP with GTPase, ANK repeat and PH domain-containing protein 1-like
Exons: 20
Coding region: 956-4621 (1221 amino acids)
Cellular component (GO): nucleus
Molecular function (GO): GTPase activator activity; GTPase activity; GTP binding
Source: RefSeq, a predicted model, not a curated record
CCUCACUUCCUCACUCAGAGCUGACAGACAGUGAGGCAGGGAGAGGAGGCAGGAGCUGCCCAUAAAUUGCUUUGGAAAAGGAGAGGAGAGAGACAGAGCUGGAGACAGAGCAGAUACGUUGGUAGGAGCAGAGUUGAGUGCUUUUCUCUCUCCCUCCUGUCUCUCUUUUGUUGUGUCGUUACGAUAAAAAUCUGAUGGACAUUGGCAAGGACCACAACCACCUUACUGCGAGCCUCUCAUCCCUAGCCUGUUUGCCAGAGCUGGAUCCAGUGUGGAGCUGCUUGUGCGGCAGCUAUCAGCAGGCUAGCGGGGGCUGCAAGGCUCUGUGGCAGCGGGAAGAGGAGGAAAAAAAGGAGGAGGGGCUGUGGUGAGCUGGUGGGCUUCCUCUGCCUCACAGACACAUUUUAUUGACUUGCUAAUUGGAUGAGGCACUCGGAGGAGAGGAUGCGGUGACCGAGAGGAGCUGCUCUCCAAAGGAGGAAUACAGGCACAAGGAAGCAUUGCUCAGGCUGCGUAAAUCUGGCUACUUCAUCUUUAAAAAAAAAAAUGUAUUCUGGAGACAUAACAACAGAUGUUUUUUCAGCAUCUCCCAGUGACCCUCACACCGUGCAUACAUAAUUUUAUGCAUGACAUUGUCGAACGGAGGCUCCAGCUGCCAGAAGCUUCGUGACAAGUGAAUGAUUUCCAUUUUGAUUUGUUUGCACCCUGUUCCCUUUAACCUGUUUUUUUUUUUCUUGGACUCUGGGCUUUUUUUGUCAGCCUUAUUUGAUGUGCCGUUUGAUAUGAAUGGUUAUCUGAUGGCGAGAUAAAUUCUUCAUCAAAUCAUAUGUACAAGGAACUGUGCAAUGGAUAUUCAUCAGGAAAAAUGAAGUCUUGUCCUGGUUGCCAUGACUGAGGUGUGCAGGUCUGGCUAGGUCAGAGAGCAGGUGGUACUGUGCUGAAGUCUGCUGUCCCAAUGAGCAAGGCAGGCAACCCACAGAGACGCACCACGUACCUCAUUUCCCUAACUCUGGUGAAGGUUGAAGCUGUGCCAGAGGAUGUAGCAGGGAACCAGAGGGAGGCUCUUCCAGAGGGGGAAGGGAGCCCUAAGAAGGAGGAGGAGGAUGCCCCGGAAAAAGGGGAAGGACUUGUGUGUAUACAAGUGGAGGAAAAAGAAAACACACCGGUAGAAGAAGAAGUGGAACAGGUGCAGCAUGGCAAGUAUGGCAGCCCCACUGAGAACAGGGGAAAGCCUGAAAGUAGGGAGACUCAUGGACACCCAAAAGAGAUUGUAUCAGUUAGUAAAAGCAAAGACACUUUUUUUGUACAUCCACCUGUUAGGCAAAUGGUCAAAGUGUAUGGAGGAACUAGCGCUGAGGGAACUGUGCGCAGAGAGGGGCCUCGCUCAGACGCCAUGCGCCCUAAGACGGAGCUCUACAGAGAGCCCCCCAUGCUCUUCCUAAAGGGUGAAAAUGGAGCAGACCUGAACAGUCGCUUACGUUGCAGCCUCCCUUUUUCCAUCCCGCCACAGGUCAGUCAGCGCCCUGAAGUCCUGAUGAGGUCACAUGCAGGAGGCAACUCUGCAUGCUGGAGGGAACUCAGAGAGGCCAAUACAAGCCUGUAUCACUCUGCUAGGACUUUGGAUCGAAGGGAUAACCGUUUUGGGGACCAGUCCCCCUUAAUGGCAGCUACAACUCUGGGGCCUUAUAGGGCGUCCUGGGCUGACAGUGACGGCAGGGGCACGCUCAUUCGCCCCGGAGCUCCCAUCAGCGGAGGAUUUUCUGGCAUAAUGGCUAGGGACAGCCCUCAAGAGGAGAGAUUUAAGACAGUCUCUGUUUCCUUGCCUGCACCUCCUGUCACCGACGUGUCCAGGCCUCAAAGAAAAGGUACAAGUCGUACCCUGGACAACAGCGACCUACAUUCCCUCUCUGAGGACCUGAAGAAGGGGAAGGAGAGCCAGGGAGGAACAAUCCAGCGCGCUCCUCCCCGUGACCGAAAGAUGCUCAAGUUCAUUAGUGGUAUUUUCACCAAAAGUACAGCGGUUCCAGCCAGCGUCAGCACCGCACCUCCUCUCUAUCCAGCUGUGGAAAGGGGAUCUAGUGAGGAGGAAGCUGCAUGCACCAGCAGUCAAGAAUGGACAAUGAGCCAAACUAUACAAGAGCUUCACCUGGGUGUUUUGGGAGGUCUGUGCAGUGGGAAGUCCGCUCUGGUCCACAGGCACUUGACAGGAAGUUACCUGCAGCUGGAGAACACUGAGGGUCGCCAGUACAUUAAGGACGUCUUGGUGGAUGGACAGAGCCACGUGUUGAUAAUCAGAGAAGAAACAGAAGUCCCGGGUGCUCAGUUUGCAAGUUGGGUGGAUGCAGUUAUCUUGGUCUUCAGUUUGGAAAACGAGGCCAGCUUCCAGGAAGUUUACAGAAUCUACCACCAGCUCGCUACCCACCGGCCCGUUUCUGAGAUACCUUUCAUAGUAGUUGGUACUCAGGAUAAGAUCAGCAGCACCAACCCCAGAGUAAUAGAUGAUGCCAGGGCCAGACAGCUCUGCUCAGACGUGCGGCGCUGCACCUACUAUGAAACCUGUGCAACAUACGGCCUCAAUGUGAACAGAGUCUUCACUGAUGCUGCUCAGAAGAUCAUGGCAGCCAAGAAGCAAGCUGCUCUACUGGCUUCCUGUAAAUCUCUCCCUAACUCUCCCAGUCACUCUGGAGGCUCCACCCCCGUGUCAGGUGUCUUUCCAGGACAGGCCAGUAACGGUGGUCAGAGCAGUGAUUACUCCUCAUCACUUCCCUCCACUCCUGUGAUCUGUCAUAAAGAGAUUGGCAAGACAGUGAGAGGGGAAAAGCAGGAUAGUGCCACGCCUGGGUCAGUCCGCAGUGUCACCCGGAGACGCACCUCCAGAUUUGCGGGUCGGAGAGGCAGUGACUCAAACAGAAGGAGUGCAGACUAUAAGGGAGAUCUGGGCAGUGGACGCUCCAUUCCCAUCAAACAGGGCAUCUUGCUGAAGCGCAGCGGGAACUCGCUCAACAAAGAGUGGAAGAAGAAGUAUGUCACGCUGUCCAACGACGGCAUACUGUCCUAUCACUCCAGUGUCAAUGACUACAUGCUAAAUGCUCCUGGGAAGGAGAUGGACCUGCUGCGAGUGACAGUGAAGGUGCCAGGAAAGCGACCACCUCGUGCUGUACCUGCCAGUGGCCUUCCAGUCGGGCUCAACGGGCGCGCCAAAGAUGUGCCGGGAGCUGAGGGUGUCGGCCCAGUCCCUGUGAGCGCCAGCAGCCUCCUGCAAGUGGAGGAGAUGGAAGGGCUGGGUGGUGCGUUGUUCCUGAGGAGCAACCGAGGCGUGCAGCGGUGUCCCUCUACACUAUCAAAUCACGCUCAAAGUGUUGACUCUGCAGUCGAGGGUGUGUCCAGCUCCUCCUCCACCAAAGACGUAGGCUCCUCCUCCCCGGUGACAGACAGGAAGAAGCCUCGUAGAAAGAAGAGCAUGAACCAAAAAGGAGAUGCAACCAUUGGCCAAGCAGAUGCCAAACGCAAACUGUGGAAACUUAAAAGCUUUGGUAGCUUAAGAAACGUAAGCAAGACAGAUGAGGAUAACUUUGAUUUCAUCAUCGUGUCAAGCACCGGCCAAACAUGGCACUUUGAAGCCCAGAGUGUGGAGGAGAGGGACUCCUGGGUCCAAGCCAUUGAGAGCCAGAUCCUGGCCAGCCUGCAGCUCUGUGAGAGCAGCAAAAACAAGGCUCGCAAGAACAGCCAGAGUGAAGCAGUGGUUCUGCAGGCGAUCCGCAACGCGAAGGGCAACAACUUCUGUGUUGACUGUGAUGCUCCAAAUCCAACCUGGGCCAGUCUGAACCUGGGCGCCCUCAUAUGCAUCGAGUGUUCAGGGAUACACAGAAACUUGGGGACCCAUCUGUCACGUGUUCGCUCGUUGGAUCUUGAUGAUCUCCCACGAGAGCUGACGCUGGUUCUCAGUGCCAUUGGCAACCACUUGGUCAACAGUAUAUGGGAGGCACGCACGCUGGGCCACCGUAAACCAGCACCUGAUGCUACACGUGAGGAACGGGAGUCGUGGAUCAGAGCCAAAUAUGAGCAGAAACUGUUUGUGGCGCCGUUGCCCCCUCCCACUCCUGGCGAGGGCCCAGACAUCACACUAUCUGGCCGUCUUCUGUUGGCAGUGAUGGAGCACAACCUCCCCAAGCUGCUGCUCCUUUUGGCCCACUGCACUAAGGAGGACAUUAAUGCCCCUCUCAGCCUGGCGCUCUCCUGCAGGUCGCUCUUAGCGCUAAGACUGCCUGGCUCUGCCCUGCACGCUGCCUGUCAACAGGCUGAUGUGGUGAUGACGCAGCUUCUUGUUUGGUAUGGCUUUGAUGUUCGGCACCGGGAUGCUCAGGGGCAGACAGCUCUGGUUCUGGCUCGCAGUGCUGGCAGCCAAGAGUGUGUCGACAUCUUACUUCAGUACGGAUGCCCAAAUGAACCGGCCUCCUCCUUUACCAUCGCCACAACAGUUGGUUUUGCAGCAGCCGCUAUACCCAGCUUCCCUGUUGCCAUGACGCCGAGCCUAACGGUUGCUACGACACUCAAGAUCUCGCACAAGAGCGGCGGCAGCACCAGCUUGAGUUACAGCACCUCUAGGAGAGCAGUGUCAUAAUCAAAAUGUGGUGUUUGUGUGUGUGUGUGUGUGUGUGUGUGUGUGUGUGUGUGUGUGUGUGUGUGUGUGUGUGUGUGUUGCUUUGCCCUCAUACUGUCCUGUACCUUCACACAGGCCUGCAGGACUGAUGAACAUAUUGCCAGAUGUUGCACUUCCUGAGGUUUUAAAGGGUGUGUGUGUGUGUGUGUGUGUGUGUGUGUGUGUGUGUGUGUGUGUGUGUGUGUGUGUGUGUAUGUCAGGGAUGAAAGCAAACACUGGUAAUAACAGGCAUGUCUGCUAGAAUGAUUUAACCAAAACAAAACAAAAACAACAACACAAAUUUUACCUGACUAUACUUUCUAUGUAAGAUUAAAAAAAAACAUAACAUUACAUCCAGAUGCCUCUGCAUUUGGAUUCAAUAGGAAUGUAUUGCACUGUAUACCAGCUGGUAUGAUUCAUAUGUCAUAAUGCAGUCAAUAUUCAACUUUAUUCUCCACUCAGUUAAGAAUGGGAAUUUGCCUUCAGCCUCAAAUUGCUUAUCUGAGCAUAGAGGGGCCAAAAGUAAAGAACUGCAAUAACUUUAAGAUUUCAUAGACUGAUGUUAACGCUAAACACAUCCACACUUCUUAACUUUAUUGACAACGAAUGUUGUAUUUAAAUCCAGAGUGCAUAUACUUUGAUCAACACAGCUGGUCAUGCAUAAAUAAUGUUGUGUAAAUUGAAAAAAACUAACUUUACAGAGGCUAAAAAAGAGAGGCUGCUUUAAAGAUAAUUAAAAUAACUGUAUAGAAAUGCAUUGAUAAAAAUAUUAUAAUUCUAAAAUUGUAAAAGUGCUUAAUUUUCGAGAUUGUUAUUGUAUUAUUUGUACAGUUGGUUCUGUGUAUAAAACUCAAAGGGUUACUUAUAGCUGUUCAGACGUUUCCUGUACAGAGUCUUGGUUUGGUUUUCCUUUAACAACCCCCUGAUUAACUCUUUGACAUCCAAGACUAAUAUUUCUAUGUAAUGUUUCUAUCACCGUGCGUGACAUGAACACUGUACAUGACGUCUGCAUUAGGACUCCAGCAGUAGCUCAUCAUCCAGGCGAGUGUAAUACUAGACGUGUAAAUGCCUUGAUUUUGAUUGAAUGUAUACAAAAACAGAUCGUUUGAGUUUUUUUUAUUUCAAACACUAAUGUGUGUUUUCCAAGAUUAUACAAUUUUGAUGGACUGUCAGGGCGUUUUCAUUUUUUAAUGAACUAAUAUUAUUCAUGCUGUGACUAAUAGCAAGUAUGGUUCAGUAGAUUAAAACUCUGGUUAUGAUCUGUAAAACUGGGCCUUUGAAUGACUAUGAUUAUAUUUGUAAGUGGAUGAAAAUCAACAUGAAAUAGAGGAAGGUUGCCCAAUUUAAUAUGUUAAAAAGGCAUAAAAAAAAGAACCCUCCUGCAGUACUGUGUGUAUUUUUGUGUUAAUCUGAAGACUACUGAGUGUACAUGUCUGUGAUGUAGGCAUCUCUCUCCAUUUGUAUUUUUUUACUCAUGCAAUGAUUCAUAGAGCAUUCAUUAUCAAUACACUAAGGCUACUGCUCAAGCUGUGGUUUUUUGUACAGA